UUAUGGGUCAAAAUCGGAGUCAAAACGGUCAAGAUAUCUUGAAAGUUGUGCAAGAUGCAUUAGCUCGCUUCUCGAGGCCAUUACUUUUGAUCCAACCGUUGGAUUUCGAAUUUCUUUAGUUUUCCGGAUACUACACAUCUAGACCUUUUCAAAAAAACCAAGAUGAACCCAAUCCAAGCUUGGGAAGGCCUCCAUCAAGACAUUACAAGUUGGCAGCCACAAAGGGGCUGCUUGAGCUGAAAAGUCACUUUUUGCCAAUAAAUAUUAAAUAUCCCAAAGCCCCUCGAGAUUGAAAAAAAUGAAAAAAUCAGGCAUUUUGGAGCUGGGUUCUUGGCAGAUUCUCUCUCUUUUCUAUACAUUUCUCUCCCAAAAACAUAUCAAAAAACUUUUGAUUCCUCUCUUUUCUCAAUAAUCAAGAGGUAGUGUUAUUACACUCUUUUCACUCUCUUUUUCGUCUUAGGACCUUAGAUUUGAGGUUUAAAGGGUGUAGAUUGUAGAUUGUAGAUUUGAGGUUUCUUAGCUUUUUCUUGCUUUAUCUUUCUUCUUAGCAUGUUCUAUAGUUUUCCAAUCAUGUCUACUUGCUUUUUACCAUGUUUUAAUGCUUUCAUGAUGUUGGCUUAGCCUUCUUGGGAUAGGAUAUGCCUAAAUAUUGUGUUUCUGCUUAGAUCCAUGUGUUUAUGUGCUUUUUACCAUGUUCUUGCUUGGAUCCAAGUGUUUAUGUGCUAUGUAACAUGUUUGUGCUUAGAUCUACUUGUUUGUGUUCUUUGCCAUGCUUUUGGUCAAAUAUAUAUCUUUGUGUGCUCCUUCCCAUGUUCAUGUGUCUAGAUCUACAUGUUAGUUAUUGUGCCAUGUGCUUCUAAAGCCUUUCUAUCUCUUGUUAUCUCCCUUUUCUUGUGUUUUAGCCCUUUUGGUAGGGUAUAGAUCUAGAUUUUGUGGUCUAGGCCCAUAUUAAAGGGUUUGGCUCAUUUCCUUUAUGCAUGUCUAUGUAUGCUUGCUUGCUUCUAUGCUUUAUGUCCAUGUUUGUCUGUCUAGAUCUAGGUUUCCCCAUGCUUUGUGCCUUCCGUGGAUUUGUGCUUGUCGGUCUUUAGGGCCACUUGCUUGUGUGGUUGUACCCAUCCCUUUUGUAGAUUGUUUGGGUGUGAUCACUUGUGAGAUACACCUCUGUGGUAUUGGUGUGCUUGAUACACACCUUUCUCUGCUCCGUGCAAUGUUGUUAUGCUUGCCUUUUUGGUUUUGUGUCACCCGUUUAGCUUUCUUUGAUUCUUUGCCUCUUUGCACUCUUGCUUACAUGUUCAUGCAUGAGUCUGUGUGUCAUCCAUACUCCAAUCUCAUGGAACUAUGGACACCUGAUCCAAACCUACAUUUGUCCUUCUAGGAAACCCUCUUUUGUUUGAUAACAUGUUUGUUUGCCCCGUUUGGCAUCUUUUGCUGGCUUGUCUUUUAGCAUGCUUUCCUUCUAUUUGUUUCUUUGCUUGUUUGCUGACUUAUUUCUUUUGUCAUUGCAUGUACACGCAUGGAGCAUGGACACUUGGAGCAGGGGUGCAACCUCCUAGGUGCAAGCAAAAGGAUACAAAAUGCAGUGUCUACACCAAACAUGAACAAUUAGGGCAAAUAGUUCAAGAUCUUACCUUUGAAAAGUAUGAUGAAGGAAAAAGGAAGCUAAGGUACACAAAGGAAUUUAGGACAGGAAGCCCAUGCAAAGGCAAGUCAAAUGAUGUUACUAUUAUUCAUGCUCACAAUGGACCAAGAGAGCUAACCCCACUGGGCAUGCCUUUGUCGAAAGCAUUCAAGGAUUUAUCAAGCAAAGAAAUUAUGAAGCCAUUGGAUCUUGGUAGAUAUACUCCAAAUAUCUCUUCUCCAACUUGCUUUGCCAACGAGUAUUGUGAGUACCAUCAAAGCAAAGGUCACUAUAUGGAUAAAUUUGCUCGUCUUCAUUAUGAGAUUGAAGACCUUAUCAAAUCAAAGAAGAUUACAAAGCCACAUAUUGGAAAGAAUUCUCUCCAAGAAUGUCAUGUUGUGCCUCCCCCUAAUUGGGGUUGAUUGAUCAAGAAGUUUAGUCUUGUUAUUUCAAUUCAGAAAUGUCUUUGUUAUUUCAAUUCAAGUAUGUCUUUCAAUUAAGUUAUUCUUUCA
Molecule: messenger RNA, 2130 nt
Organism: Quercus lobata
Lineage: Eukaryota; Viridiplantae; Streptophyta; Magnoliopsida; Fagales; Fagaceae
Exons: 2
Coding region: 1399-2040 (213 amino acids)
Source: RefSeq, a predicted model, not a curated record